Molecule: messenger RNA, 6142 nt
Organism: Gorilla gorilla gorilla (western lowland gorilla)
Lineage: Eukaryota; Metazoa; Chordata; Mammalia; Primates; Hominidae
Gene: RAB11FIP2
Product: RAB11 family interacting protein 2
Exons: 5
Coding region: 424-1962 (512 amino acids)
Biological process (GO): regulated exocytosis
Cellular component (GO): phagocytic cup; endosome
Molecular function (GO): small GTPase binding
Source: RefSeq, a predicted model, not a curated record
GGAGGCAGCGGAGGCUGCUCGGCCGCAAGGAGGCAGGCGGGAGGCCAGGGGUGCAGAAUUGGGGCGGGGGGCUCCCUUCACCCCCGCAGCCCUCCGCCCGGGUCCGGGUGGCCAGGCCUCACGUGCCCGCAGGCCUGGGGAAGGUGGAGACAGGGGCGGGGGUCCGCGCAGAGGCCUGCACGGCGCGGCCAGGUGAUGGUGGGCCUCUGUGUUUCUCCAGACGAAAGGGGACCCCCGGAGCGGCCGUGCCCCUGGGCUGCCCCCGCGAGGCGUUUUGACAUCAGCCAUAGGGAAGUCGGGGAGCCCUGAGCCUGCCUGUUUCCGUUAAGUGUCUGUAGGAUGCAGUGAUUAAGGAAUUAUGCUCUCCCUCCGGGAGGGGCACUGCCUGUGCUAGUGAACUCGGGGGCAGAGAAACAGGACAGGAUGAUGCUGUCCGAGCAAGCCCAAAAGUGGUUUCCAACACACGUGCAGGUCACAGUGCUCCAAGCCAAAGAUCUGAAGCCAAAAGGCAAAAGUGGUACCAAUGACACAUACACUAUAAUUCAGCUGGGCAAGGAAAAGUACUCCACCUCUGUAGCUGAGAAAACCCUUGAGCCAGUUUGGAAGGAGGAGGCCUCUUUCGAGCUACCUGGAUUGCUAAUGCAGGGAAGUCCAGAGAAAUACAUUCUUUUCCUUAUAGUUAUGCACAGGUCCCUGGUGGGUCUGGAUAAAUUUUUAGGGCAGGUGGCAAUCAAUCUCAAUGACAUCUUUGAGGACAAACAAAGAAGGAAAACAGAGUGGUUUAGAUUAGAAUCCAAACAAGGAAAACGAAUCAAAAACAGGGGUGAGAUAAAGGUCAAUAUUCAGUUUAUGAGGAACAAUAUGACCGCAAGUAUGUUUGACUUAUCAAUGAAGGACAAAACCAGAUCUCCUUUUGCAAAGUUAAAAGAUAAGAUGAAGGGUAGAAAAAAUGAUGGAACAUUUUCUGAUACGUCUUCUGCAAUCAUUCCAAGUACUCACAUGCCCGACGCCAAUAGUGAAUUUUCAAGUGGUGAAAUACAGAUGAAAUCCAAACCAAAAAAGCCUUUUCUUUUGGGUCCUCAGCGACUCUCGUCAGCGCAUUCAAUGUCCGAUUUAUCUGGGUCCCAUAUGUCUUCUGAGAAACUGAAGGCUGGCACCAUAGGUCAAACACAUCUUCUCGGACACCAGUUAGAUUCCUUUGGAACAGUUCCAGAAAGUGGAAGUCUCAAAUCUCCACACAGAAGAACAUUAAGCUUUGAUACUUCUAAAAUGAACCAACCUGACAGCAUUGUGGAUGAAGGUGAAUUGUGUUUCGGAAGACAAAAUGACCCAUUUACAAAUGUGACUGCUUCAUUACCCCAAAAAUUUGCAACACUGCCAAGGAAGAAAAAUCCAUUUGAAGAAAGCAGCGAAACAUGGGACAGCAGCAUGAAUUUAUUUUCAAAACCAAUUGAAAUAAGAAAAGAAAAUAAAAGAGAGAAAAGGGAGAAAGUUAGCCUGUUUGAAAGAGUGACUGGAAAAAAAGAUAGCAGAAGAUCUGAUAAACUUAACAAUGGGGGAUCUGAUAGCCCUUGUGACUUGAAAUCACCUAAUGCAUUUAGUGAAAAUCGCCAGGACUAUUUUGAUUAUGAGUCAACCAAUCCAUUUACAGCAAAAUUCAGGGCUUCAAAUAUAAUGCCAUCUUCAAGUUUUCAUAUGAGUCCAACAAGCAAUGAAGACCUCAGGAAAAUCCCGGACAGCAACCCCUUUGAUGCCACUGCAGGGUAUCGUAGCCUGACCUAUGAAGAGGUUCUGCAGGAGCUGGUGAAGCACAAAGAACUCCUUAGGAGGAAAGACACCCACAUCCGGGAACUCGAGGACUACAUCGACAACCUCCUUGUAAGGGUAAUGGAAGAAACACCCAGUAUUCUCAGAGUGCCAUAUGAACCAUCCAGGAAAGCUGGCAAAUUCUCUAACAGUUAAUAAAGCCAAUUGUAUUGUAUUGUUAAUUGGACAAAGAGAGAGAAAGAAAGAAGGAAGGAAGGAAAAACUUGUUACUGAAAGAGACUACACUAUCAGGUUUCAUUACAUAUUCUCCUUUAUUGUGAAGAGUAGUUUUACCUGUAAAUAUUAGCAGGGACUAUCAAGAGUGACCUUUGAAGCAAGCUAAAUCAUUUAAAUGUUUAAAUUGAAAAUGGGCCAGAUUCUCAAUGAAUAAGUGGUUCCUUAGGACUCACUCAGGUGCUGGUACUGACCCACUAAUCUGCCAUAGGCCCAGAAAUAUCUUCAGAAGUACGUGAGUUGUUCCUCAGGAAUAGAUUUUUCAUAAAGCAGAAUUGAUGCUGUGGCUGGUUUCUCAGAAAUCAGUUUGUAGAAAUAUUUAGCUUCAGGAAUACUGCUCGUUAUAAACACUACUAAAAAAACAGUUUAUAUUUUAUAUACACAUAUGUACAUGAAUAUAUAUAUAUUCAUGUAUCUUGUAUAUAAAAUAUAGGCAUAUACCUCAUAUAUACAUGUGUUUUUAGAACAUUUAGAAACAAUUGAUUGCCUCUAAAGUUAGGCUACCAAUUUCUUGAUUUGAAAAUGUGUGUGCUCUAUUGAUGCAAGACAAGUCAUCAUUCCUACUGUCAUGGUUUGUUAUAGAGAAGCUGCUUCAAAUCACUCUUGACUACAUGGACCUUGGUUUCAAAGUGAGCUGCUAUAUAUUAUUCUAGCAUCAAAGUUUUUCUCUUUCCCCAAAAGUGAUCAUCUCAAGUCCUUUUUUAAAGAAUGACAAAUUUUAGGAGACUUCAUUAACUUCAUAACAGCAUGAAUUUAUUUGAAUUAAUUAUCUUAACAUUUGAGUUUGUUUAAGGUAUAAGCAGAAGAUAAGCUAAUAUAGCUUGUUUUGUUGAAAUUCUGCAUGCCUUUAAAUCACUAGCAAAGCAAAUAUUAUAAAGUUAUAUCUGAAAAUAAUUGCGGGAAGUAUGUGAUUGCCUGGUGUGUCUGAUAACCCAAAGCAGCGGGCAGAUUCCAGGAAUGAAGAAUUAGGCUUGGUUUCAGGUUACAUAAAUAAUAGAGCAGAUGGUUGCCUUUGGGUCUUGAACCAGAAUAAGACUUACUAAAGGAAGAGUGAGUUUUUAGAAGAGACCUUUACUAGCGUGACAUUAUGCAUUACUCCACAUCCACCCUUUAAGAAUUGAUUUAUUACAAAAUUAUGUUCUAUUUUAAAGUCCACUCCCCCAAAAUAUUGAUUUCUUCCAUGGAUUAUUUUUAUAUGAUUUGUACAAUUUUUUUCUGAAAUUUAAAUUGACAAGCAUUGUUAUAAAAAUAUUGCUAAUCUUCUGCUUAUUUUUCAGCCUUAAAAGUCUGAAAUACUAUAAAACACUGAGAGUAUCUAUGUCUUUCUGAAUUUAAAAUGAAAAUUCAUCUCCAUAUGGAGACUUACAUAUUCCCCAAUCUUUCCAUGAAUUGCAUUUUUUUCUAAUACUUAUCUCUGUUAAGACUCCAUUGAAAGUUAAAUAAAAAGCCGAUAUAAUAGUUUGGGGGUUUUUUUUGCUUAUUUUAGUAUUUUGAAUCAGAGAAUACUUGGCCAAGCUCGUAUUUGUAAACUAAAACCCCUUGUUAUUUGUAUCUUCUGCAUUUCAGUUUUACUGUAAGAACAUACAUUUUGAAAUUAUGAACUUUUUUUCAUAAAAAUUAAAUGCUUUAAGAAAUGGAGAAGGAAAAAUAGCUUUUAUCAAUUUUUUUCUCCUGAAGAUUCUGUAAUAAACCUCAAAGUCUGGUAUAGAAUGGUAUUUUCCCAUUUGAGGUCUUGGUCGUUUUUUUUUUUUUUUUUAAACAUGGUGCCACUUUUAAUUAACUAAAUGUUACAAAAUUCUCAGCAUUUGUUUUUGUCUGGUAGUAGUAUUGAGUCUUUUCAUACACUUCUUAAAAUGUGAAAAUCUAUGUUUUCAGUAUUAUGACAGUAUCUGCAGAUACUAUAAUAAUAUGCUUUGGCCAAAUUUGCUGUUUAUAGAGUGAACCAAGAUGUCAGUUUUGUAUUGGGGAUAUGUUUUACAUAAAUAGAACUCAUUUAAAAGUAUGGUUCAAGUACUGCUCUUCUUUUUAUGGGGAAAUUGAUUUUUAAGGAGCGAUUCUUUUCCUAUAUAAAAGCUAUUGAGUCUUAGCUUUAUUCAUACAUGAGUGAUUUGGUUAUAACUCAAUCAAAAUUUUUCUCUUUAAAUCUGAGACAAGUAUUAUAUUUAAAACUAGAUCUAUUAAUACAUUCAUCGCUGCCUGAAAAUUUGCUGUUCUAAUGUUUGUGAAUUUUCACUCAUUACCUAGAGUAAACUUACUGCAUAUUUUCAUAAUCAGUCAAAAUAAUAAAACUAAAAACAAAAAGUAAAAAUUAGUUCCCAAGUAAAUGUAUCAGUGUUUCCUGUGUUUGGGCAGAAGUGCAAAGUAGUUUUAAUUUCUCACGUUGUAGAAAAAGAGGCCAAGAAGGUCACCUUAGUUUAUUUUUCCAAAACAUAACUUUAGGUAUUCUAAUGUAUUUUGUUAGUUGCUUAGAAAUGGAAAUAAAAUAUAUGUGCUUAUUAAAUAAUGCACAAUACACUAGAUUAUAGAGUUUAUUUUUGCUUUUAUGCUUUAAAGAAUGCAUUCCCAAAACACUACUACCAAGAGGAUUUUUUAAAAUCACAGAAUUGAUAUUUAUCUCAAGACUAUCUUAAGCUAAUGUACUUCUGUUACAUAAUUAAACUAUUUCUGCUAUUAUUUUUAAAGCAGUAUUGUUUUAUAACCAAUUCUAAAAUUCAGCUUUAAAAAUAUUGAACAUACCUUCCUACCACUUACGCUUCAAGUUUCAUUUAUUGAAUACCAGGGUCAUAUCUUAGAAUUGUAUAUAAAACAACAUGUAACCCAUUCAUGAAAAACGUUUAAGUAUUGCUUUUUGCUGCUAUGUUCUGCAUUGAGCCUAGUUUUGCCAUUGUCCCCUGAAUGUAGUAUUAUCCAUAGAUUAUACAUAACUACAUCUAUUGCUUUUGGCGGUAAAUCAAGAUUUAGUUGUAAUUUUCCAGCUGUGAAAAUGUUGCCUUGUAUUUAAAAGGGUUUCAUGAAUGGAAACCUAAGUAAAACUAAGCUCAUUAGUGACAGACUUGUUUUCUUCAUGUUAUUCCUCCAGCAACUCCCUCACCACCACGCCUCCCUGCCUACCAUCCCCGGAAGGGUGCUUAUUCUUUAACAAAGAGAAUCUAAAAAAAAAAACAAAAAAACUGUUGUCUAAUAUAUCUACAGUAAAUGUUACACUAGAGCUUUUAUUUUCCUCUGUAGCUUUUCAGAAGAAGCAAUUUACCUUGGAUUUGUAAAUCAAGCUGAAACUUUUUUGAUGUUCAUGUACUCAUAUGUCUUGUAGGUGAUAGGUGUCACUUGUGUGUAUGUGUAAGUGAAGUAUGAUGCAUGCUCAUUCACUUGGUCCCUUUGAAGUAAGGGAAAGGAUCACAGUGCUGCUGGGCCAUGAUGGUAUGUAGAAGGGUCUGUCAGCACACGUGGAAAGCCCCCAUUUGCACAGAUGUAGAACUUUAAUAAUCCAGAUGCAAUCAUUGGAAGUAUUUAAUAUGCAAUUGGUAGCACCUUAGCUAAUUAAUCUGCAUAUGAAGCAUUUUCUGAUAUAUUUAAUAAGAGGUAUAGAAGCUCUUCAAGCAUUAAAAUAGAGUUGAUGUUUCAUUCCAUUUAUUUUAUCCAUCAAAAAGUGCACUCUCACAGUGGAGUUGAAGUCUAAUACAUGAUACAUGUGGGCCUGUUAAUCUUCGAAGCUUCCAGAUGGUUUGUGUUUUGAGGUACAAAAAAAUGCUGCAGAUCUAGAAAUGCAUAUAUUUAGCGGGUAUUUGAAAGAUAGAAGCAUUAUUUAUAACUGAAGAGUAUAACACUUAUCUUCUUAAGUAAAUGCUCUCAUAACUUGUAUGCAUUUUUGCAGGUACAAAUUCAAAAGUAUGUAAGCAUUGUAUAAUGUGACAAUUGUAUAAUUUAUGUAAUCUGAUGCAUGAAUCAGAAUUUUUAUAUAGUAUAUGAUUAUUGACUUACAGUUGAUUAAAGUGUUUAAACUUAAUUCAGUUGUCAACAUUUAUUACAGAUACAGUGGUGUUACCAUAAUGGAUUUAUAUAUGAGUCCUCCUUGUUUUUUAAUAAAUACCUAGGAUGCCUCUUA